AUGGCGUGCCAGCUUGUCGGCGCCGUGGCAACGGGACGGGUAUACGAGUCGCUGCAUGAGCGGCAAGGCCUCUCCGAGAUGGGUCUGGGCACCGGGGGUCACCUCAGGGUGGACGGCUCGUGGUACGAGGUCAUGCAGCUGGACUUUGAGGUGGACAACGUCAUCAACCUGGUGCCCACCCAGACACUCCACUGGCAGGUGGAGUACCGCCCGCCGCCAGCGGGGGGCCAGAGCCCUCCCACCACGGAGAGGGCCACCCACCUCUACAUCGGCAACGCAGACAUACAGGGCAUCGUACCACUGGCCGAGGACACAGAUGUGGUGAACACGGCCAUUCUUACUGGCCGCCGCGUCUCCCUGCCGGUCAAACUGGUUACCGUGGAAACGGACGGCCGAGUGAGGGAGGUGGAUGACUCAGUCACCUGCAGCUCCACAGACAUUGAUGUGGUCAAGGUGUCUCCCGGCUGUGACCAGGUGCUGGUGAACGGUAAGGAGAUGCGGGGCCGUCAGUCCCUGGCGGUCAACUUCACCUACCUGCACCUGACGGCCGUGCUGCGGCUCAGCGUCUGGGUGCCGCGGCUCCCCUUGCAGAUCCACGUCUCCGACACCGAGCUCAGCCAGGUCAAGGGCUGGAGGGUGCCCAUCGUCACCAACAAGAGACCCACUCGGGACAGUGACGAUGACGAGGAAGACGAGAGGAAGGGAAAAGGCUGUGCCCUCCAGUACCAGUACGCUCUGGUCCGGGUGCUCACCCACUUUGUGGCCGAGCCCGCCGACCCGGGAGGGGACAUGGUGUACAUGCUGGGAAGCGGCUGGCAGGCGGACAUCACAGACCUGGUACUGGACCAGCUGAAGGUGGAGCACCCUCGUAUCGCCAAACUGAUAGAAGGACGCAUUCUGAUGGGCAGGGACCUGGGAAUCACCACCAUACAGGUGCUGUCACCUCUGUCUGACUCCAUCCUGGCAGAGAAGACCGUCACCGUGCUGGAUGACAAGGUGACCAUCACAGACCUGGGGGUGCAACUGGCGGCGUCCCUGUCUCUCAGCCUGACGGCCUCCCCCGGGGGGAGCUACCAGGCUAUCACGCUGACCGCCAGCGCUACCGACCUGCUGCACGCCCCCAAACAGGAGGCGGCGAUCACAGCGUGGAUCCAGUACAGCGACGGCUCGGUGACGCCGCUGGACAUCUACGACCCUAAAGACUUUCUCCUGUCGGCGGUGUCCCUGGACGAGGGAGUUAUCUCCACCAUCAACCAGGAUCAGCGCUGGCCCACGGUCGUGGCGGAGGGGGAGGGCCAGGGCCCGCUGGUCCGCGUGGAGAUGGUCAUCUCCGAGACCUGCCAGAAGUCCAAGAGGAAGAGCGUGCUGGCCUCCGGCGUGGGCAGCGUCACGGUGAAGUGGGGCCCGGCCAGCGAGGAGAAGGGCAGCGAGGAGGCGGCGGGAGGCCGGGCGCAGGAGGAGAGCGGCGGAGGAGGAGCAGCAAGAGGCGUGGACAACAGCACCAGAAGCAAGGUGGAGAAGGAGGGAGGAGAGUGGAAGUACAACAACGCCGGCUCGGAACGAGAGGAGGGAGCCAUGAGGAAGGUCACCACCACUACCAAGAGCACAGUGACCCAUCGCACAGCGGGCGGUAAGCCAGGCAGCGGAGGGGGCAGCAGCGGCAGCAGCAGCAGUGGUCGUGGCGGAGGCCCCGGACAAACCGGGGACUAUAGUAGCUACCCUGCCCAAGUGGAGGUGCCCGGAACUGGGGAGAACAACGUGGUCACGAGAGGCCUUUCAGACCUGGAGAUCGGGAUGUACGCUCUACUGGGAGUGUUUUGCUUGGCCAUCAUGGUGUUUCUCAUCAACUGUGUCAGCUUCGCCUUCAGGUACCGCCAUAAGCAGCUCCCCGUGCUGGAGACAGGCGGCAACAUGAACCACGCACACGACUGGGUGUGGCUGGGCAACGAGGCUGACAUCCUGGCCGACCCGGGCGCCCACGCUUGCCAGGGGCCCCUGCCGGACGAGUGCACCACCAUCAUCGAUCGCAGCGAGGGGGGCUACGAGGAGAACAAGUACCUGCUGAACGGGGCGGGCGGCUGCAUGGUGGUGGGCGUCGGCCCCAUGGGGGGCCACCGGGGCGUGGCCCACAGCCAGACCCUGCCCCGCUCCGUCCCCGAGGCGCGGGGCCAGUGCCUGGCGGGGAUGCCCGUCAGCGGGAAGGACGCCAGCGGCAAGUCGGAGCCGCUCAACAACUCCCCGCGGGCCGCCGCCGCCGCUGCCGUGGCCGCCAAGCGCAAGCGGGUCAAGUUCACGUCAUUCGCCACGGUGAUGCCCAACGACGGGGGUGGGGGAGGAGGGGGGGGGAGCCCAUAUGGAAACCCCUCAGUGCGAGUGGGCAACGGCAACGAGGACGACAUCAAGUGGGUGUGUCAGGACAUGGACCUGGGCCAAUCGGAGAUCCGAACAUACAUGGAGAGGCUCCAAGACAAUCUGUGA
Gadus chalcogrammus (walleye pollock) is the source of this 2478-nucleotide messenger RNA. Its product is annotated as transmembrane protein 132C-like. NCBI's taxonomy places the organism in Eukaryota, Metazoa, Chordata, Actinopteri, Gadiformes, Gadidae. The transcript has 13 exons. Bases 1 to 2478 code for a protein of 825 amino acids. The record is from RefSeq and is a predicted model, not a curated record.